Molecule: messenger RNA, 1221 nt
Organism: Gongylonema pulchrum
Lineage: Eukaryota; Metazoa; Nematoda; Chromadorea; Rhabditida; Gongylonematidae
Source: the annotation of a GenBank genome assembly
AUGAACGAAGGCGGUGCGUCAAGUAUCAGCGGAACGGCAGAAGCAGCUGCAACACUCGUUUCACUGAAAACCGACAAGCACGAAUCACUGUCAUUAUCAUCAUCAUCAUCAUCUCUGAUGACGGAUGGUGAUUACGAUCUGAUCGGAUGUGAAAAUGUCAUGAACGAAGGCGGUGCGUCAAGUAUCAGCGGAACGGCAGAAGCAGCUGCAACACUCAUUUCACUGAAAACCGACAAGCACGAAUCACUAUCAUUAUCAUCAUCAUCAUCUCUGAUGACGGAUGGUGAUUACGAUCUGAUCGGAUGUGAAGUCUGCUUCGAGCCAUUUCACCCUACAAAACGCCCACCAAAACUACUUCCUUGUGGACACAAUUUCUGUGAACGUUGCAUUUUUUCGCUCUGCUGUCAUCAACAGUACUACCUGUUGGAUUCAGUGAACUGCCCCACAUGUCGUACCGAAUUCAACACCUCCGUCGCAUUCGCUGCACCUACCAAUUACGACUUAUGCAGUAGAAAAUUUCAACAAUCGCUUACUUUUAUGUUUCCAGAGAUGCUGCAGACAGUGCUACCGCAACGUGAGAAUGCUGGUAACGCCAACAUCACAGUGAUACACGUCCCCGAUGUCAGCAGCAAUUCCAGCUGUGGCCGGCGAAGCUCCUGGCGUCGGCGCUGCGUGGGACGCCAUUCUGGUUCAAAUCGGCUCAAAUCAAUGCGAUGUGCUAAUUGUUCGCAAAAACUGAACGAAAAAAAGUGCCAAAAAGAAGCACGAUUUUGUACGCGGUGUUUUGGAUUCCGUCUUCUACGAAGGAGAAACUUUCAGCGCUUGGCGUGUCUGGAGUGUUGUGUCAACAGGCACAACGGGCAUCAGCUGGUUACGCUGGACGAGCUCGAGUAUGAGCAUCAGAAGCUGAUCAACGACCUGCACAUACUCAGUGGCAACAUCCGGGAGACAAGCGAGCGAAUUGAAGAAAAUCUGAAAUCUCUCAGAGAAGAACAGCUGAUGCCCUCAACAGAUUGUAAAACGCUGAACAAAGCAGAACAGUGCCUGUUUCCUCGCCUUUUUCGCUAUCAGCCGCUUCGAUACGACAGUCGCGUGUCGUACUUCACAGCGACACCUACGAUGAUCGUUCCGCGGCAGAAGCAGUUGCGGCAGUAUUGGCUGUGGCAUGCAACAGUAGCACGGGAUGCAGAAGCGGAAUGCAGCCUGUUGAAGAAGCCAUGA